AUGCCUCGAUCGUUGUCGCUUGCCGUCGCCAUUCUUGGCUUCCUUGUGCUCAGUCGAAUUUCCUACGCCGAGACGCCUAAGGUGCUCGAUCCCCGUCUGCAGCUGGAAAUGAUUGCCGAGCAGCCCGAAAUCGUCACGCCGAUUGGCAUUACCUUCGACAAGCAUGGCGACUUGUUGGUGAUCGAAUCGCAUACGCACCAUCGCAAGCCUGACUAUCAAGGCCCGCCCAAGGAUCGAAUUCGCCGCUUCGCCGAUACCGACGGUAAUGGCAAGUUCGACACAUGGAGCACGUUUUAUGAAGGCACCGAAGCAACGAUGAGCCUGCUCGCGGCGCUCGAUGGUUCCAUUUUGGUCGCCACGCGGAUGGAGGUCUUUCGCCUUCGCGAUACCAACGGAGAUAAAGUUGCUGACAAGCGGGAAGAGAUCGCCCACUUGGAAACGGCCGGGCGUUACCCACACAAUGGUCUCGCCGGCUUGGCGAUGGGUCCCGAUGGGCGGCUUUAUUUCGGACUCGGUGAAAACCUGGGCGAGCCCUACGCACUGGUCGGCAGCGACGGUACCCAGCUUUCCGGCGGCGGCGAAGGGGGAACGAUUUAUCACUGCCGGCCCGAUGGCUCCGAUCUUCAGCGAAUGGCGACUGGGGUGUGGAAUCCGUUCGGCAUGAUUUUCGAUCCGAUGGGGCGACUUUACAUGGUCGACAACGACCCCGAUAGCCGCCCGCCAUGUCGCUUAUUGCAUAUCGUUCCUGGCGGUGACUAUGGCUAUCAAUUUCGUUACGGCCGUACCGGAGUCCAUCCACUGCAGGCCUGGAAUGGCGAACUGCCUGGCACGCUGCCCAUGGUAGCCGCCACCGGCGAAGCCCCCAGCGGCGUGACGUGGUACCACGGUCAUCUGUGGGGAACGAGUUGGGGCGAUCAUCGCAUCGAAACGUUCCGCCUUGGCCACGAUGGAGCCGGCAUUCAAGCGACGCCGCAAACGAUUGUCCAGGGAGAUCACAACUUUCGCCCGGUCGAUUUCGCAAUCGCUCCGGACGGCUCGCUUUACUUCACCGACUGGGUCGACCGCAGUUACCCGGUCCAUGGCCAUGGGCGCAUCUGGCGACUUUCCUGGAAAGAAACGCCGCCGGCGAGCGAACCGUUGGAACUUUCCCAAGCGGAAGUCGAUGCCACUGCCCUCCGAAAAGUACCGAGCCUGACCGCGCUGGAUGCGGAAGAUUCCUACCUACGCCAGGCCGCCGUGUAUGGUUUUUCUCAGCACCUCGACGCGUUGCCGAUCGACACUUGGACACAGCUGAAAAGUGGUUCGCAGCGGCUCGGUGUGCUGGAAGCAUUGCGUUGGGUCAGCGGCAACGACGGCCCCGAGAAGCGUUCCAAGCUACUCAGCGAUGCCCUGCAAGAUGAAGACGAUCGCGUGCGGAUCUUCGCCAUGCG
This is a messenger RNA of Symbiodinium sp. CCMP2456, 1430 nucleotides long. The record is from the annotation of a GenBank genome assembly. Lineage: Eukaryota; Dinophyceae; Suessiales; Symbiodiniaceae.